Molecule: messenger RNA, 2541 nt
Organism: Glycine soja
Lineage: Eukaryota; Viridiplantae; Streptophyta; Magnoliopsida; Fabales; Fabaceae
Product: polyadenylate-binding protein 2-like
Exons: 9
Coding region: 312-2276 (654 amino acids)
Cellular component (GO): ribonucleoprotein complex
Molecular function (GO): RNA binding
Source: RefSeq, a predicted model, not a curated record
CUUACGUGCGUGCCGUGCGGUGCAGCCCCUUCUGCCCUCCCCAGCCAUUAACUGAAAAAAAAAACCAAAAAACCAAAAAUACUACAAUUUUUUUUCAGUUUCUCCGCCGCCGCACAACCACCACCUCCUCCGUUCGGAUCUCCGGCGGACCUACUAUCCCUACUACUACUCUACUCUGUUUACACGGAAGAACAAAAAACUAUCCCCCUCCCCCAAAAAAAACCCCAAAGCGGCUCGGUUAGGGUUUAGUUUUGUACCAUUUCGUGUAAUCUAAUUUUUCAUCCGUAAAAAUCUAAUUUUGAGGCGGCGAGAUGGCGGAGAUUCAGGUGCAGCAUCAGAGUCCGGUGUCGGCGGCUCCUCCUCCAAACGGCGGCGUGGCGAACGCCCCGAACAACGCAAACCAGUUCGUGACGACGUCGUUGUACGUUGGCGAUCUAGACCAGAAUGUCAACGACUCGCAGCUCUACGAUCUGUUCAACCAGGUCGGCCAAGUCGUUUCGGUGCGCGUCUGCAGGGACCUUACUACGCGUCGUUCACUCGGUUACGGCUACGUUAAUUUCAGUAACCCUCAGGAUGCGGCGAGGGCAUUGGAUGUGCUGAAUUUCACUCCACUUAACAACAGAUCUAUUAGGAUCAUGUAUUCUCAUCGAGAUCCUAGUCUUAGGAAGAGUGGUACUGCGAAUAUUUUUAUCAAGAAUUUGGAUAAGGCUAUUGACCACAAGGCCUUACAUGAUACUUUUUCUUCUUUUGGACUCAUUCUUUCUUGCAAAAUAGCAACUGAUGCUUCUGGCCUGUCUAAGGGCUAUGGUUUUGUUCAAUUUGACAAUGAAGAGGCUGCACAGAAUGCUAUUGACAAGUUAAAUGGCAUGCUGAUCAAUGAUAAGCAGGUCUAUGUAGGCCAUUUCCUGCGAAAGCAAGAUAGAGAGAAUGCUCUCAGCAAGACAAAAUUUAAUAAUGUCUAUGUGAAAAACUUAUCAGAGUCAACCACGGAUGAAGAGUUGAUGAUAAAUUUUGGAGAAUAUGGUACCAUUACUAGUGCUUUAAUAAUGAGAGAUGCUGAUGGUAAAUCAAGGUGUUUUGGCUUUGUCAAUUUUGAAAACCCAGACGAUGCUGCCAAAGCUGUUGAGGGACUUAAUGGGAAGAAAUUUGAUGAUAAGGAAUGGUAUGUUGGAAAAGCCCAGAAAAAAUCUGAGCGUGAACAAGAACUGAAAGGACGAUUUGAGCAGAGCAUAAAGGAAGCUGCUGACAAAUAUCCAGGUUUGAACUUGUAUCUCAAGAACUUGGAUGAUACAAUCAGUGAUGAAAAACUUAAGGAAAUGUUCGCCGAGUAUGGUACAAUAACUUCUUGCAAGGUUAUGCGAGACCCCACUGGAAUCAGCAGAGGAUCAGGAUUUGUUGCAUUUUCAACUCCUGAGGAAGCAACUCGAGCUCUUGGUGAGAUGAAUGGUAAAAUGUUUGCUGGAAAACCUCUGUAUGUUGCCCUUGCACAGAGAAAAGAAGAGAGAAGAGCAAGGUUACAGGCACAAUUUUCACAGAUGAGGCCUGUUGCAAUAACGCCUUCUGUUGCGCCCCGUAUGCCUCUCUACCCUCCUGGUGCUCCUGGUCUUGGACAACAAUUUUUGUAUGGGCAAGGACCCCCAGCCAUGAUGCCUCCACAAGCUGGAUUUGGUUACCAGCAGCAACUAGUUCCGGGAAUGAGACCUGGUGGUGGUCCCAUGCCAAGCUUCUUUGUUCCCAUGGUUCAGCAGGGCCAACAAGGGCAGCGCCCAGUGGGCCGCCGAGGAACAGGUCCUGUGCAACAACCCCAGCAGCCAAUGCCAAUGAUGCAGCAGCAGAUGCUUCCAAGGGGACGUGUCUAUCGUUACCCUCCUGGCCGCAACAUGCAAGAUGUCCCACUUCAAGUUGCAGCUGGUGGAAUGCUGUCAGUCCCUUAUGACAUGGGAGGUCUGCCAAUGCGCGAUGCUGUGGGACAGCCAAUGCCCAUUCAAGCUUUGGCUACAGCCCUCGCAAAUGCUCCACCAGAACAGCAGAGGACUAUGCUCGGUGAAGCUUUAUACCCACUUGUGGAUCAGCUGGAACAUGAUUCUGCUGCAAAGGUUACAGGCAUGCUUCUGGAGAUGGACCAGCCUGAAGUUUUACAUCUGAUUGAGUCACCAGAUGCUCUGAAGGCAAAAGUUGCUGAAGCCAUGGAUGUGUUGAGAAAUGUUGCUCAACAGCAAACCAACCCAGCUGAUCAACUAGCCUCACUCUCUCUCAAUGACAAUCUUGUGUCUUAGAUUCCGUUAGUCAUUUGACAAGAAUCUGUACACCAGUUAUUUCUAUCCCGUACGCUACCCACCAGUUUAUUUCCAGUUGUCUUAGAUGUUUUGUUUUAGUCAGAGUACUAAGGAAGUUUAUGUUCUUGGUUGUUUUGGUUUCACCUUUUUUGUAUCUGGAUUGCUGUAGGAUUAGCAUAACCUGUUGGAUUUAUUAGAUAUGCAUUUGUGGUUUGGAUUAUUUUCCUCCAUUGUUCUAUUAUAUUGUUCGUGUGAACUUCUUUAA